Messenger RNA from Diaporthe citri, 1410 nucleotides. RefSeq lists its product as uncharacterized. The transcript has a single exon. Gene Ontology annotation, biological process: regulation of DNA-templated transcription. Gene Ontology annotation, molecular function: DNA-binding transcription factor activity, RNA polymerase II-specific; zinc ion binding. The coding region runs from base 1 to 1410 and encodes 469 amino acids. Lineage: Eukaryota; Fungi; Ascomycota; Sordariomycetes; Diaporthales; Diaporthaceae. The record is from RefSeq and is a predicted model, not a curated record.
AUGGACGCAGCAGCCAACACUCCUCGCCGUUCCUCGUGCGACCGGUGCCGGACCCAGAAACUCCGCUGUGUACCAUCCUCGGGCACAAAUUCCCCCGCACCAUGCGAGCGAUGUUCGAGGGCUAAGCUGAGCAAGUCGUGUAUCUUCAGUAAUCGCUCGCGGGCGGGGCGCCAUAAGCAGUCGUCCGAUGUUGACAGCCGGGCUCUACCAAAGACUACCGGACUGGCAACAGCAACGAUCCCGGGGAUGAGCGCCUUUGCUCUGUGCGACAUUGAAUCUCCAUCAGGUUCAUCGAUUCAGACGAAACAAAGCCCCUCGCGACUUGCCCAAGUGCCUGGCAAUGAUACGCCGGUAAUGGUUGGAGUGGAUGGUGAUGCGGCUGAUGCGCAGACAGAGAUGCCAUCCGAAUUAUGGGGUCAUGAGGACCGUAUAUUCAACUCGCUCUGCCUGGACCUACCUCUAUCUCACUCUGAGCCAUCCAACUUUCUCGACGGGGCGGAAGACUCCUACGACUUCAAUACGAAAAUCCCAGAACUCCCGGACGGCAUAACGGCCAGUGCCAAGACUGAUUCCAACACUUUCGCCAUGGCUCGCUAUCUGGAAGCGCAAGAUUUGUUGCUUGGCCCCAAACACGCACCUCCCAUCGCGGCUGCGCCCACCACCAUGGAGGAUGCAAUGGACACGGACACCACGAUCUCGAAUCCCGCCGGGUCCCUGUUGGAGCUCGCAGCCCUCGUAUCUUCACUGUCACAGUACGAAAACGAUCUGUCUGCUCUCCCCGCGUACAGCCCCUCGGAGAUAGACAACUUCCCCAUCGGCGAUGCCCUCUCCCUCUCACAGCGCUUCCUCUCCGCUAUACUCCACGACCACCAAGACGACCCCUCUGCCCGGGACAUGCCCUUGAUUCUGCUCACAUUGACCUGCUACAUGAAGCUCAUGCGCGUCUACUCAUCUGUCUUUGACUAUCUGCACGACCAUCUGAAAUAUCUACUCGCCGCAAAUGAGACGUAUCACUCACCGCGACUUGCGCCAUGGGACAUAAACGCGUACCGCGGCCUGCGGCUCAGUCAACUGCGGCCAAUUUGUCUUUGUGCGGGCUGGGCCCCCAUAAGGAAGGCUGUGUCUCUUAUGCUGGGCCUCCUGGGCAGGGUAGAGGGUGUGUUGGGUCUACCAGCUGACGUGAGGGUUGCUGCGAUCCAUCAAGCCGAUGCUGGUGGGAAAGGGUGUGAAGCUUCGAGCUUUCAGGGGAGUGUUAUCAAUGAUGGAGAGAGAGCUAUUUUGUUUGAAGGCAGCCUGAUGAACUCGCUGACGGAUCGACGUUUGUACAAGUCUGUGGAGGAGCACACGGGACAGCUGAAGGAGAAAGUUUCUAAUGUUGAGGCGAUGCUUAAGAGGUAUGAGGAGAGAUGA